AUGGAACCGCUGACAUCGAUUAAGGAAGUUCAGCAGUUGACUGAACGGAUGGCGACCCUAGGGUGUUUUCUCUCCAAGUCAGCUGAGAGAAAGCUCCCAUUUUUAAGGACACUAAGGGCUGGGAAAAAGUUCGAGUGGACAGAACAAUGUCAGAAGUCAUUUGAAGCAUUAAAGGAGUACUUGAAAGAAGUUCCCCUAUUGACACGUCCAGAAACUAGAGAGACAUUGUACUUAUACUUGGGGAUAAGCGAAGAAGCAAUAAGUGCGAUAUUGAUUAGAAAAGAGGGACAGGUGGAUCGACCAAUAUACUAUGUCAUCAAGGUGUUACAAGGUCCAAAGACAUGCUACCCCUUUGCUGAAAAGGUGGCACUAGCUCUGCUAAAUGCCUCCAAAAAGUUGAGGUCAUACUUCCAAGCUCAUUCAAUUAUCGUACUGACAGACCAACCAUUGCGGAGUAUCUUGCAAAAGCCUGAAUGUUCCGGUCGCCUUACCAAAUGGUCCAUUGAACUGAGCGAGUAUGAUAUACAGUAUCAGCCCCGACAAGCCAUAAAGGGCUCACAGGGAAGCGAAGCUGGGAUAAUACUUGUACCCCCCGAGGGAGAAACAUUAGAAUAUUCUCUACGAUUUGCUUUCCCAAGCACUAACAAUGUGGCAGAGUACGAGGCAUUGAUUGCAGGAAUGAGAGAGCAGGUGAUGGCACAAUACUUGCGCAAGGUAAAAGACCUGGCACAUAUGUUUCAGAGUUUUCAAUUAAUGCAAAUAAAUCGAUCGCUCAAUGGACACGCUGAUGUUUUAACCAAACUAGCGUCCACUAAAGAAACGGCUGGGCGAACAGUAUUUGUUGAGCUACUUCAUCAAUCGAGCAUUGAGAAGAAAGAAGUGUCAUUUUUUGAAGCAAGAAUAGACUGGCGAAUGCCCCUCUACCAUUACCUAACCAGUAGUGAACUACCCAAUGAUUCACAAGAAGUAAGGAGACUUAAGAUACAGACUGCAAGAUUUACCAUUAUAGAUGGAGUAUUCUAUAAGCGGGUUUUCACUACACCUCUUCUCAAGUGUUUGGGUCCCCAAGAAGCUGAAUAUACUCUAGCAAAAACCCAUAGCAGGGUAUGUGGAGAACAUUUGGGAUCAAGAGCCUUGGCAACUACAGUCUUGCGGGAAGAGGCCUUGAUUCCCAUUGAAAUUUUAGCUAAGUCUCCAAGGCUGAUGGUGUAUGAGGAAGAGAACGGUGCGAGGAAUUCUGAAGCAUUGCGAGAAAAUUUGGAUUUGAUUGAGGAGCAAUGA
Molecule: messenger RNA, 1281 nt
Organism: Diospyros lotus (date-plum)
Lineage: Eukaryota; Viridiplantae; Streptophyta; Magnoliopsida; Ericales; Ebenaceae
Exons: 4
Coding region: 1-1281 (426 amino acids)
Molecular function (GO): nucleic acid binding
Source: RefSeq, a predicted model, not a curated record